UUGGCGAUAACAACCGUAUUGAAGUCAAACCCGGUGCUGACAACAUAAGACGCACUGCAAGUGGGGAGAAGUAACACAUUUUCCACAUUCAGAGAUCGUCUUCUAUCAGCGGCACAGGUUGGCAAUAACAACCAAAUCGAAGUCGGACCAGCUGCGGACAACAUAGACGCACUGCAAGUGGGGAGAAGCAACACAUUUUCCAUAUCCAGUGGUCCUUCGACUCAGGGCUUAGAGUUUACCAUAACGGCAACCGAUGAACUGUGCCUUGAAAUCAAGAGUCACAUCGACAGAAACAUUCCCCGCAUAAACGUCCUCCUGAAACCACUGAAGGCCAGGGUUGAGUCCACAGAUUUAGGAUCUGUCAUCAUCAGGGUCACAGUGGAGCCGGGAACAAAACUUGGACCAGUUUGGCUAGGGGAAGUCAUCACUACGAUCCUGCCUGAAGACAUCUUUGCUAAACUGCCAAAAGGUACCCGAAUGGAAGUCUGCAUCAGUGCAUCUCUUCCACUCACCCCUCUGGACGUGGAUAUGUUCGAGUUAAAAGGUGAAAAAUGGUAUAUUACAGAAUACGCAUCUGACAUUACCAGGAAGGAUGAAACAGGUCGUAGCAUGCUCCACCAAGGGGCCAUACUUGGAUAUAGGACUGUUGUCAGUUUAAGUCUAAAAGCUGGCUGCAAUGUAGACCAUCCAGAUAGUUUUGGAAACACUGCUCUUCACUAUGCAGCAAUGUUAAAGGAAAAUAGUGCGUCUGUGUCUAGGCUGCUUAUUGAAGGAGGAACAAGCAUUGAGGCGGUUAACAGAGUUGGAUACACACCACUACAUUGUGCUGUCGCUAUGAAGAACUUGGAGAUAGUUGAACUCUUUGCAGAAAAGUUUGGAAAUAAAGAGAGCAAUCCUACAUCCAGCAACCCUACAGACGUAUCAUAUCUUACAAAACUCAUGGUCAAACAUGGAGCAGAAGUCAACGCUCUCAACAAAGAAAAGCUCACACCAUUACAAGUGGCUGCUUCGUGGCAAAGUUUUAAUGUUGUGGCAGUUUUACUUACUGAAGGCGCUGACGCGAAUGUUGUCGAUACAAAUGGUCAAACACCACUGCACCAUGUAUUUGGGUCAAACCAGAAAACUGGUGCAGUUACUAAGACAUACAGACUAAAGGAAGCUCCGAGAAAAAGUCAUGAUGGGCCCCAAUCUGUAGAUACAGAUAAACCUGAUAAUGAUGGAGAUAGUGAAGCUCCAUCUUCAAAGUUUGACAUACCAGAUAGUAAAGGUAAUACUCCACUCCACAGUGCACUCAAGGGAAACUUCACACAAGGAGCUAUCACUCUAGUGAAAGCUGGGGCAAGUGUAACUAUCAAGGACAAUGUCAUGGACACACCCCUCCAUAUACUUGCGAGAAAUACAAACAUGAUGAAUACUAACAGCGAAACUGAUGCAGUAAUGAAGGUUAUUGAAUGCAGCAGAGAUAUCAAUGUUAAAGAUAACAGUGGUAAUACACCUUUGAUGGUGGCUGUCGAGAUGAACAAAGACAUCUCACCGCUGCUCAAAGCUGGAGCUGAUGUCAAUGCUAAAAAUGUACAUGGCGAUGCAUCACUAAUCAUAGCUGUUCAAAGGGACCAUGUGAAAAUGGUAAAAACAUUAAUAAAGGCCGGAUCUGAUGUGAACACGAGCAAAUCACGUGGUGAUACAGCUUUGAUGAUAGCUGUAGAGAGGGGAUGUAAGGAAAACGUUUUAGCAAUAGUCCAAUGUGGGGCGGAUGUCAAUGCUAAAAAUGUACAUUUUGGUGAAACAGCGCUCCACAAAGUUGCUAAGCAUGCAAUAUCAAAGCAAGCGGUACAUGCGAGAAGAAACGUUGAGGAAAAAGGUAAAACACCUUCAAGUCCAUUCAACAUAAGUCAUGAUAUUGCAGACAUUCUUGAAACUCUUCUCAUAGCUGGAGCCGACAUCAAUGCCAAAGAUCACAAAAGUAAAACACCUCUGAUGACUGCUAUAGAGGGAAUUUCAAAGGAGAGAGAGGGAGAAAGUAACCUCAUCCCACAAUUAAUUGCUGGGGGAGCUAAUGUGAACGCUCAAGAUUCGGUUGGUCAGACGCCCCUGAUGAUGGCUGUAGAAGCAGGACAUGAUAUCUCACCACUACUCACAACUGGGGCAGAUGUCAAUUUAAAGAAUAAAUCUGGUAAAACAGCACUUCAUCUUGUCUAUGAAAACGGUUAUGGCUUUGACACAAUGACCGUCCCAAAACUGAUAGCUGCUGGAGCUGACGUCAGUGCUCAAGAUAGUGACGGUAACACGCCCCUGAUGAUGGCUGUAGAAGCAGGACAUGAUAUCUCACCACUACUCACAACUGGGGCAGAUGUCAAUUCAAAGAAUAAAUCUGGUGAAACAGCGCUUCAUCUUGUCUAUGAAAACGGUUAUGACUUUGACACAACAAUCAUCCCAAAACUGAUUGCUGCUGGAGCUGACGUCAGUGCUCAAGAUAAUGACGGUAACACGCCCCUGAUGAUGGCUGUAGAAAGAGGACAUGAUAUCUCACCACUACUCACAACUGGGGCAGAUGUUAAUUCAAAGAAUAUAUCUGGUAAAACAGUGCUUCAUCUUGUCUGUGAAAACGGUUAUGGCUUUGACACAAUGAUCAUCCCAAAACUGAUUGCUGCUGGAGCUGACGUCAGUGCUCAAGAUAAUGACGGUAACACGCCCCUGAUGAUGGCUGUAGAAGCAGGACGUGAUAUCUCACCACUACUCACAGCCGGGGCAGAUGUUAAUUUAAAGAAUAAAUCUGGUAAAACAGCACUGCAUUUUGUCUCUGAAAACGGUUAUGGCUUUGGCAUAAUGAUCAUCCCAAAACUGAUUGCUGCUGGAGCUGACGUCAGUGCUCAAGAUAAUGACGGUAACACGCCUCUGAUGAUGGCUGUAAAAGCAAGACGUGAUACCUCACCACUACUCACAACUGGGGCAGAUGUCAAUACAAAGAAUAAAUCUGGUAGAACAGCGCUUCAUCUUGUCUAUGAAAACGGUUAUGGCUUUGCCACAAUGAUCAUCCCAAAAUUGAUUGCUGCUGGAGCUGACGUCAGUGCUCAAGAUAAUGACGGUAACACGCCCCUGAUGAUGGCUGUAAAAGCAGGACAUGAUAUCUCACCACUACUCAUAACUGGGGCAGAUGCCAAUUCAAAGAAUAAAUCUGGUGAAACAGCGCUUCAUCUUGCCUGUGAAAACAGUCAUGGUUUGUACACAAUGAUGAUCCCAAAACUGAUUGCUGCUGGAGCUGACGUCAGUGCUCAAGAUAAUGACGGUAACACGCCCCUGAUGAUGGCUGUAGAAGCAGGACGUGAUAUCUCACCACUACUCACAGCCGGGGCAGAUGUUAAUUUAAAGAAUAAAUCUGGUAAAACAGCACUGCAUUUUGUCUCUGAAAACGGUUAUGGCUUUGGCAUAAUGACCAUCCCAAAACUGAUUGCUGCUGGAGCUGACGUCAGUGCUCAAGAUAAUGACGGUAACACGCCUCUGAUGAUGGCUGUAAAAGCAGGCCUUGAUGUCUCACUACUACUCACAACUGGGGCAGAUGCCAAUUCAAAGAAUAAAUCUGGUAAAACAGCACUUCAUCUUGUCUAUAAAAACUGGUAUGGCUUUGACACAAUGACCGUCCCAAAACUGAUUGCUGCUGGAGCUGACGUCGGUGCUCAAGAUAAUGACGGUAACACGCCUCUGAUGAUGGCCGUAGAAGCACGCCGUGAUACCUCACCACUACUCACAACUGGGGCAGAUGUCAAUUCAAAGAAUAAAUCUGGUAAAACAGCGCUUCAUCUUGUCUAUGAAAACCAUUAUCGCUUUGACAUAAUGAUCAUCCCAAAACUGAUUGCUGCUGGAGCUGACGUCAGUGCUCAAGAUAAUGACGGUAACACGCCCCUGAUGAUGGCUGUAAAAGCAGGACGUGAUAUCUCACCACUACUCACAGCCGGGGCAGAUGUUAAUUUAAAGAAUAAAUCUGGUAAAACAGCACAGCAUUUUGUCUAUGGAAACCGUGAUGGCUUUGACACAAUGAUCAUCCCAAAACUGAUUGCUGCUGGAGCUGACGUCAGUGCUCAAGAUAAUGACGGUAACACGCCUCUGAUGAUGGCUGUAGAAGCAGGACGUGAUAUCUCACCACUACUCACAGCCGGGGCAGAUGUUAAUUUAAAGAAUAAAUCUGGUAAAACAGCACUGCAUUUUGUCUCUAAAGGCAAUCGUCUCUCUUCCCGUUCUCAAAAGACAUUCAGUGUUUCCCGACUGAUUGCUACAGGAGCUGACGUCAAUGCUCAAGAUAAUGAUGGCAACACAUCUCUUCACAUGUGUAUAAUGUAUAAUGAUUACCAUAAUGCCAUGGUAUUAUUGCACAAUCCAGGGACUGACGUCGGUAUUACAAAUAGAUCUGGACAAUCAAUGUUGCAUCUGGCGGGAGUUAUGGGCGAAAGCUUACCACUACAAUAUCAUGGAUAUUCCCAUUAUCAUUAUACGAAAACGGAAAUGGUGCGGGCAAUCCUCAACAAGAAUCCCGAUCUCCAUGCUCAGGACAAACGAGGCAGAAACCCUUUGGACAUUGCAGAAACGUCAAGCGACAAAGUUCAUGUGCUAAGACAGAAGCGUGUAUCAACAAAAACUAUAGACACAUUCACGCCGAGAGACAGCACGAUCAGCUCGAAUGUUUUUUUGGAUAAAUAUUAG
This is a messenger RNA of Haliotis rubra (blacklip abalone), 4695 nucleotides long. RefSeq names its product serine/threonine-protein phosphatase 6 regulatory ankyrin repeat subunit B-like. The transcript has 5 exons. The record is from RefSeq and is a predicted model, not a curated record. Gene Ontology annotation, molecular function: protein binding. Lineage: Eukaryota; Metazoa; Mollusca; Gastropoda; Lepetellida; Haliotidae. Bases 478 to 4695 code for a protein of 1405 amino acids.